UCGAACGCGUCGAACGCGUCUUACCUCGUCCGGUCGUUUUUUUAGAAGAGUGUUGAGUGUAUACAAUUGUGGAUAUCAUUAUCACUGCUAAAAUAUAAUCACUAACCGAGACGCGAGUACGCGUUAUUGACAGUGUUUUUUUUUUUUUUUUUUUAACUCUUACCGAUGUCCGCCAGACACCAAAGUGACCGCGAAUCGACUGAUCAGUUUUUAAUAGUUUACUAGUUUAUUUAUUUUUUUUUUGAUAUAUGUCAUUCCGUACGUCGGGCCGACGUUCGAUUCAUGGGCAUCGCGAAAAAAAUGGAAUGGCUCAAGUGGAUACGAAAAUAUUCCACAGGCAUCCUGGACACGAAAACAGGUAGCAUGGAAACGUUAAUCGAUUCGGCCAGUUCGAAAACGGUCAACAGCAAUUACGCUUACGCGUCUUCGGUGACCGCCGACGACGAAUGCGUUAUCAGCCGCAGCCGCAGCCGCCGGCACGACUCAACCGCAACGAAGACGACGGCGGCUGCGGCGGCAGUUGUCCCGAAACAACGGCCCAUGUUGCCGCCGCCAGUUUCGAGUGGCGAAUCGCCGCCGUCCACCCCAACACCACCUCCCCAAUCGCUACCCAACGACGACUACGACUGUUACAUAUCUCUGGACGGAAUACCCAUCAAACAGGAAUUCCAAUACACCCUGUCCGCCGACACCGACGGUUGUGGAAAAAUCACCAAACACGACAUCGAGGGGCUCGCUUCGAAAAUUUUGGAGUCCAUGUACGGUACGACCAUGAAGUUUUCGGCACCGGGACGCCGGACGGUCAAAGUGACGUUGAACGUCCGGCAGUCGGCCACGGACGUCGUCGACGGCUGCCGCCCUGUUCCUCCUCCGUCGUGGGGCAGCCACCACCAGCAGCAGAAAACCCCGCAAAGGGGCGAACGCAGGAGCAAGUCUGACCACCACCAGAAACACCGCAGACCGGCCGCGGUCGACCAGCCGUGUACGCCUCCUCCGGUGUACGUCCAAGGAGGAUCGUCGGCUAGCCACCGGGUCAAACAGGGAGCGCAGCGGUACAGGCGCGACCAACUGGUCGAGAUGGUGUCCAGGAGUCUGGCGGAAAACUUGAGUUUCCAAAAUCAAAGGAAAUCAAACAAGCCAGAAUCGUACCACCGGACCAGGACGAAGCGUCGUCCCAACGCGGAUAAUACCGCCGUCGUGCCGCAACCGCCGCCGCCGUCUUCGACCAAGCCCGCCGCCGCCAAGCCGUCCAAAGUGGCUUGGAGCCCGUACGACUUCGAGCCGGUCACGCACGCGCCGCCCACGCUCCACGAACUCAAGAAGCAGCACCAGCUUCUGUACGGCAACGUGGUCGGCGGCGGCGGCGGCGGCGGCGGACCGGCCACCGUCGAGGAGCAUGUGGUCAAGUGGUUGAACCAGCACGCCGCCGCUACCCCGCCGGUCAAGAACGGCGCGACGACGACGACGACGACCCAGGAAGAAGAGCAGCAGCAGAACACCAAAAACAACCAACAGCGGUACAAACGCGCCAAACUGGCGUCCAAGAAGAUCCACCAUCACAUACACGAACACCACCAUUAUCACCAUUACGACUACUAUAUCGUUUAGCAGCGCUGUUGUAAUUUGAAUUAUUAAUUUUAGCUAUUUAAUUUAUUAUUGAGAUGUUUCGCCGUCCGUUUUUAUUAUCGUUUUAACCGGACAAGACACGGUCAUUUUUCUUAUUAUUAUUAUUAUUUUUUUUUUUUAAUUUAAGUUUGAACUAUGUCAUUAUUAUUAGUAUAUUAUUAUGUAUAAUUGUCACCGUCAGUUUGUACAAAACCAUCUUACCUUCCCUUCUUUCGGCCGUGUCUUUUCCGGCCAAAACGAUAAGUACCAGCGCGGUAUAAUUUAUUUUUUUUUUAUUAUUCAACGACUGAAGUUUGAUUUACUUGUAAACUUGUUUUAAUUACUUGUAAAAAUGGUGUUUACCCUUAUUUUUUUUUGUUUUCAAAAUCCACCGUUUAAACAGUUCAGUUACACACACACACACGAGAUCCGACUUUAAGCCAUUAAAAAAAUAUUUAUUAUAAUAUCCCCGAAGUAUUUGUCAACGUGUUUAACAGCCCUAAGUUCCUUUUUUUUUUAUUAAUUUACUUGUAUUUUUUUUUUUUUACAUAAUAUACAUACAUAUAGUAAUAUAUAGA
Messenger RNA from Adelges cooleyi (spruce gall adelgid), 2183 nucleotides. Its product is annotated as protein naked cuticle homolog 1-like. The record is from RefSeq and is a predicted model, not a curated record. The transcript is spliced from 5 exons. NCBI's taxonomy places the organism in Eukaryota, Metazoa, Arthropoda, Insecta, Hemiptera, Adelgidae. Bases 283 to 1608 code for a protein of 441 amino acids.